AUGGACGAAUUCCUCAAAUUUUGCCCGAAACGAGAAUUUUCAAAAAUACUGCAGUACAUUGAUACACUUGCUUAUACGAGUAUUCCAGACUAUUCUUAUCUUUACUUAUGUCUCAGACACGCUGCUCGGGUAUGA
Gongylonema pulchrum is the source of this 135-nucleotide messenger RNA. Lineage: Eukaryota; Metazoa; Nematoda; Chromadorea; Rhabditida; Gongylonematidae. The record is from the annotation of a GenBank genome assembly.